Dichomitus squalens LYAD-421 SS1 is the source of this 3126-nucleotide messenger RNA. RefSeq names its product cellobiose dehydrogenase. The record is from RefSeq and is a predicted model, not a curated record. NCBI's taxonomy places the organism in Eukaryota, Fungi, Basidiomycota, Agaricomycetes, Polyporales, Polyporaceae. Gene Ontology annotation, molecular function: flavin adenine dinucleotide binding; oxidoreductase activity, acting on CH-OH group of donors. The transcript is spliced from 16 exons. The coding region runs from base 175 to 2484 and encodes 769 amino acids.
GAACAGAGCACGAUGCCCAUGUAUAGCCCACGGGACAUUUGGCGGAUGAAUGAAGCCUUCCUAUGCGUACACAAUGUUCGGGGGUUUCGCGGAAUAUAGGUGCACUCUACGAGCGCGACGCGUGUUAUAAGGAGGAGCAGAAACUCUGCGAGCGCGGCGUUGCGACCACCCAACAUGAAGUCCAAGCGCUUGCUCUUCUCCCUUCUGCCAUUUGUCGGCACCGCGUUCGCGCAGGUCGCCGCCCCGUACACCGAUUCGGGCAAUGGCUUCGUCUUCGACGGUAUCACCGACCCGACCUACGGCGUGACCUAUGGUAUCGUGCUUCCCCAGGCGAACACCAGCACGGAGUUCAUCGGAGAGAUUGUGGCCCCUAUCGCCGCGAAAUGGGUCGGUGUGGCUUUUGGGGGCGCCAUGAUCGGCGACUUGCUCCUUGUGGCAUGGCCUAAUGGCAAUGACAUCGUGGCUUCGACUCGCUGGGCGACCGAUUAUAUACAACCAACGGAGUACGAUGGUCCCACUCUUACGACGCUUCCUUCGAGUCUCGUUAACUCGACACACUGGAAGUACGUCUACCGUUGCCAGAACUGCACGAGCUGGCAAGGUGGAGGAGGCAUUGACCCUACCGGGACUGGCGUCUUCGCUUGGGCGUAUUCGAGUGUUGGGGUGGACGACCCCUCCGACCCAGAGAGCACCUUCCAGGAGCACACUGACUUCGGUUUCUUCGGUAUAAACUUCCCCGAUGCUCAGAACUCGAAUUAUCAGAACUACCUGCAAGGCAAUCCUGGAACACCUCCGAGUUCCACAACCACGACCACUACCAGCACUUCGACGACUACGACGGGACCUACUGCGUCUGCUACACCGUACGACUACAUCAUUGUCGGCGCUGGUCCCGGAGGGAUAAUUGCCGCGGAUCGUCUCUCGGAAGCUGGAAAGAAGGUACUUCUGCUGGAGCGCGGCGGACCUUCCACCGCGGAGACGGGCGGCACCUACGACGCUCCUUGGACUCAAUCCGCUAACCUUACCAAAUUCGAUGUACCUGGGUUGUUCGAAAGCUUGUUUACAGACCCUAACGACUGGUGGUGGUGCAAGGAUAUAACCUUCUUCGCUGGAUGUCUCCUUGGCGGCGGUACGUCUGUUAACGGAGCCCUGUACUGGUACCCAGCCGACUCAGAUUUCUCGACGGAGAACGGCUGGCCGCAGAGCUGGGCAAACCACCAACCUUACACCAGCAAGCUGCAGCAGCGUCUUCCUAGCACCGACCACCCCUCCACGGAUGGCAAGCGUUACCUGGAAGAGUCAGCAAACGUCGUUGUUCAGCUGCUUAGCAAACAAGGCUACUCCAACAUCACCAUCAACGACAACCCGAACUCCAAGGACCACGUAUACGGUUACAGUGCAUUCGACUUUAUCAACGGCGAGCGUGCAGGUCCCGUCGCGACGUACUUCCAGACCGCGAAGGCGCGCCCGAACUUCACGUACAAAGAUUACGUGCUCGUCAGUCAAGUUGUCCGCAACGGUGCGACCAUCACCGGUGUGCGCACAAACGACACCUCGCUCGGACCUAACGGUAUCGUCCCGCUGAAUCCCAAUGGCCGCGUGAUACUCUCUGCAGGAUCGUUUGGUACUCCCCGUAUCUUGUUCCAGAGCGGUAUCGGGCCGACGGACAUGAUCCAGGCAGUGCAAGCGAACCCAACCGCUGGCGCAAAUCUCCCGGCACAGAGCGAUUGGAUCAACCUCCCUGUUGGCCAGGGCGUGUCUGACAAUCCAUCCAUCAACCUGGUGUUUACGCACCCCAGCAUUGAUGCAUACGAGAAUUGGGCUGAUGUCUGGAGUGACCCUCGUCCUGCGGACGCUCAGCAGUACCUCACAAGUCGCUCGGGUGUCUUCGCGGGUGCUUCGCCGAAGCUGAACUUUUGGCGGGCAUACGGCGGAAACGACGGGUUCACCCGUUACGCACAGGGAACUGUCCGUCCCGGUGCGGCUUCCGUCAACACCUCCCUUCCGUACAAUGCCAGUCAGAUCUUCACGAUCACCGUGUACCUCUCACAAGGCAUCCAAUCCCGCGGUCGCGUCGGUAUCACUUCGGGGCUGAACGCCCAGGCUAUCACGAAUCCGUGGUUGACCGACACCGAAGACAAGACUAUCUUGCUGCAAGCCCUGCAUGACGUCGCCGACAACAUCAAGUCAAUUCCGAAUUUGACUCUCAUCACCCCCGACCCCACCAUGACACUUGAGCAAUACGUCGAUGCGUAUGAUCCGAGCACCAUGUGCUCAAACCAUUGGGUAGGAUCCGCCAAGAUUGGCACUAGCGCAUCCAACGCCGUCGUGGACCAGAACGCAAAGGUGUUCAAUACGAAUAAUUUGUUCGUCGUCGACGCCUCGAUCAUCCCAGCGUUACCAAUCGGUAACCCCCAUGGUCAGCUCAUGUCUGCAGCAGAGCAGGCCGCAGCCAAGAUCCUCGCACUUGCCGGCGGGCCGUGAGGCGCGGACGAUCGUGCAUGGAAGCCUGACGCGAUGCGUACAGGUUCAAAAGGGUCCCUACUAUCUGACUUGCUGUUGCGGUCUUGUACUUGUAGACUAUAUACAUGUGUAUCGGGAUCAUCGCGGCGUGCGCAUCAAUUUAUCGUGCGUGUUGUGAACAAAGGCAUCUCAAUAAAACACCGGAUCGGAAUCAACGCUGCCCCGUAAGGCUGGGAAAGUGCACGAGUAUCUGGAAUGACCUGACGCACAGCUCAGCUAUCAACCCCGCACCCUACGUCUAGCCUCCCAGACGUACGUCGAGACCGGAAAUUCGCUGGCUCCGGACGUGCACAGCUACAGACACUGCGACCCACAUACUUUGACUUCAAUCGCCAAGUGGAGCAUACUUGCCUCGCGCGUUUGACGCAAGUGUGGACCGACUCUUGAUGCCAUGGAGUACAAGGUGAUGGCUAGCUGGGGCUGCGAAGGCGUGAAGCCGGCCUGGCUAAGGGGGAGACGACGCCAAUUACAACAGUUGAGGGAAGUCUGGCCUAUACAUGGUUUGACAGACUAGUACUUGGAUCCUCUGUAGCCCAAAAUGGAUAGUAGGCGUGUAUUCCACACGUUGCGGGAUUGAAAGGCGAGCUGCUCCGAGCACUGCGG